GGUCUAAAGUCUGUCAGAGACUAACAGACACACAGAGAGAGAGAGCAGGAUGCCACAGUGGAGAGGACUGAUGGAGCACAGGGGGGAGAGAAACCGGGCCCUGUUAGUGUCCGUGGCUCAGUUUGACCCCGGGGUGACCCUGAAGAACAGACCCGGAGCCAACAAGGACACAAAGAAGCUGCACAACGUCCUCAGCAAGCUCGGCUUCAAGGUGAAGAUCCACAACGACCUGAGUGCAGACGAGAUCGACCAGCUGUUUCUUAAAGAGAGCAGGCGGCCUGUCAACGACUGUUUCCUCGCCGUCUUGUCGUCUCACGGCGAGGAGGGCUGCGUGUUUGGGGCCGAUGGGAAACCGGUCCAACUGUCAAAGAUCUUCUCCUACUUUGACAACGAAUGCAUGGAGACGAAGGCCAAGCUGUUCCUCAUACAGGCGUGUCGGGGUGGCGCUCUGGAUGACGGCGUGGAGGUGGAUUCAGCAGGUGACAGCUUCUCUCAGCAGCUCUGUGUUCCUGUAGAUACAGCUGCGAUGUACGCCACAGCUCCAGGUUAUGGAGCGUUCAUGCACCCGCUCGGCUCCGUCUUCCUGCAGACUUUCUGCACUUUACUGAAGGAGGAGGGGAAUCGUAACCUGGAGCUGACCCGCCUCCUGACCCGCCUCUCCCACAGAGUCGCCUACACCUUCCAGGCCAAAGGUCGCGUCCUGGGCGGGAAGAAAGAGAUGCCGUGCCUCGUGACGCGACUGACAAGAGAAGUGUUCCCAUUCGCCGAGCCGGGGAAAGAAGGCGGGGCCGUAGCAGGGCUCUCGGCCACAUCGCUGGUCGACCCUGAAAGCACCCGAACGCGGGCUCCGUCGAUCAGCUAGAAGCAGCUCGCGGCUCCUCUGAAAGAACGCGAUGAUAACGAGAAGGAGAACUCUGUAAUUCAUCGUUAAUCAAAUGAAAGCUCAGCCCGGGCGUGUGUGCUGAAAUCUUCUCCACAUAUUGUACAUAACUCUGCAUCAGACUGUUCUAGCAGUGAGCGUGAAAUGUAAAACUUUAUUUCAAAGUAAAUCGUUUUUCCAACAAUUAAAAUGUCUAAAUCAAA
Labrus bergylta (ballan wrasse) is the source of this 1083-nucleotide messenger RNA. RefSeq names its product caspase 17, apoptosis-related cysteine peptidase (gene casp17). Gene Ontology annotation, molecular function: cysteine-type endopeptidase activity. Gene Ontology annotation, biological process: proteolysis. NCBI's taxonomy places the organism in Eukaryota, Metazoa, Chordata, Actinopteri, Labriformes, Labridae. The record is from RefSeq and is a predicted model, not a curated record.